CAAUGCCGUCAAAUAGUCUUAGCCUGUGGCUUAACGCAACUAAAAAUGCUAGGGAUACCAGGAGAGGAGUUACUAUUCGUUACACACAGUUUAUCAGAUUUUAAAAAGAGACUAAAGUGUAGCAAAAGGAGAGGAAGGCCUGGCUCAGCACUAGUUGUCGGAGCUGGUAUGACAAGUGCUGACGCUGUGCUAUACUGUCUCGAUAAUGAUAUUCACGUGAAUCACUCCUUCUAUCAAGAUCUAAGUAAAGCUAAUAAUCUAUUAUUAUCAAAGCUGCCUUCUGGAUACUACUUGGAAUAUCAGAGGGUAUGGAAGCUAAUGAAGGGCCUGGAAACCUCUCACCUCUACACUCCACUUGAAGGAACAAGAGUGAGAUCCUUUUCCACGAAUGGAGAGACGAUUCUUACUAGCUCAAGUGAGAUAGAACAAAGCCUUGCUACAUCAGUAGGUAUGAUUGCAAUCGGGAGUCAAGCAAAUUUAGGAUUCCUACCUCAAGAUAUUAGCAGUGUCCUUGGUAUCGAUCCAAGCCAAGCUAUUGACAGUAAAAAUAAUUCAGUCGAUAUCGACUCAUUCUUGUCCCAGAGUGAGAGGGUUCCUAAUCUAUAUGCACUGGGUCCUUUAGCUGGUGAUAAUUUCGUCCGAUUUUUAUUUGGGAGCGGUUUAGCUUGCGCUAAAAGCAUCCAAAACUCACUUUGCAAAACCAAUCUAUCACCAACGCAAUCUAUACUGUCUUCUACUCAAACAAACGACAGCACAAUUUUAUAAUGGUAUUUUGCAUUCAUCAUAUUGCAGUACUCCAGUUUUGCCGAUCCAUAUUCAUGUUUGAUUUGUGUACAAUGAUCAUGUCAAUAAUGUACAAUCGUGUUUUUAUCAAAUAUAUUUUCUUUGUUUAUUA
Molecule: messenger RNA, 895 nt
Organism: Amphimedon queenslandica
Lineage: Eukaryota; Metazoa; Porifera; Demospongiae; Haplosclerida; Niphatidae
Product: oxidative stress-induced growth inhibitor 2-like
Exons: 1
Coding region: 46-765 (239 amino acids)
Source: RefSeq, a predicted model, not a curated record